Dimorphilus gyrociliatus is the source of this 3340-nucleotide messenger RNA. The record is from the annotation of a GenBank genome assembly. NCBI's taxonomy places the organism in Eukaryota, Metazoa, Annelida, Polychaeta, Dinophilidae.
AAUGGAUGAUGAUGGAGAAGUGGAAAAAGUACGAAAACAUUUGGAAUUGUUAAGAACAGAAUACGUUCAGCUACAACAAAAACUUGCUGAUGCAGAAAGGAAAUUAGAUGCAGCAACCGCAAAUGUUGAAAACGGAACUGCUUUUGCUAGCUGCCUUUUAAGAGCUGUCGCAAACUUGUUAAAUGAUAAAAAGUAUAGCGAUAUUACGAUUCGUUUCGAGAAUCAUGAAAUUCAAGCGCAUAAAUUUGUUCUGGCCGCUAGAAACUCUAAAUGGGGAAAUUUAAAUGUUCUUGAUACAGAUACUUUAGAUUUUACAGAUAUAUCCAAAGAAGCAGGAGAAGCUUUAAUAAAAUGGGUCUAUACAGACAAAUUAGAAUGUGAUUGUUCAAAUAUGGAUCUGGUGCUGGAAUUAUUAAAAACCUCAAAAAAAUUCUGCCUAAGUCACUUGUCCGAUAGAUGCGAAGAAUCUUUAAUUGCUACAAUUACAGUGGAAAACUGUAUACAAUUUUAUAAAUCUUCCUCAGAGAUUGGAGCAGAAAAAGUACAAAAUCAUUGUUCAAAAUUAAUAUCUCAUUAUUGGAAUGAUUUCUCAGCAACUGAUUUUCAAACUCUUUCAGCAAAACUAGCUUAUAAUUUAUUUAAAGAUAAAAGUAAUCAUGUUCUACAUUCUACUGUCAGACUAGGAAGAGAGGAUGUGUUAAUGCUUUAUCUUUUGGAAUACGACUCCUUAUUGCCUUCGAAACUGGAUGAAUUAGAUAACAAAGGUGAAGUUGCCUUGGAUUUAGCUUUAAAAUUAUCAAGAAAUACAAUUGCUAAAACUUUGGUAAAAUACGGUGCUAAUGUAAAUAGGAAAACUGUAGAUGGUUAUUCAUUGUUGCACAAAGCUAUUAGCCGUUCGGAUAAAGAUUCGGCAUCAUUUCUUUUGGACAAUAAUGCUGAAACUAAUGGAAAACUAAAAACAGGAGACACGCCAUUACAUCUGGUUUCAGCUUCUUCUGCCGAGAUGGCCGAUUUAACAGUGCAAUUAUUAAAGCAUGGUGCUGAUCCCAACUCUCAAAACGAAGACGGUGAUACACCUUUACACAUUGCCGUUGGAACGAAGAAUAAUAUCGUUCUUGAUCUUUUAUUAAACGUUGAUGAAAAGUUAGAUUUAGAUAUAUCAAAUAAUAGUGAAAUGACUCCUCUUCGAAUAGCAUUAACCAUACAAGAUAGUUACGAAUCGUCAAUGGCUGGGAAACUACUUAAAGCUGGAGCUUCCUCUGACACAAUACACGGAGCAGAUUCAGAUUGUUUAUUACAAGUUUUAAGUAGAGAAGGACGAGAAGACGCUUGCGUUUUCCUGGCGGCAAAUGGUGUUAAAGUAAGUCGUUAUAAUGCUUUAGGAGAAACACCCUUGCAUACAGCCUCUGCCUUUGGUUUGACAAGGUUAGUCAGGGUGUUAUUGGAUGCUGGAGCAGAUCCAAACAGUUGUACAACAGCUCCUGUCUACGGGCAAGAAUCGACUAAAUUAACGCCUUUACAUUUGGCUGUCCUUGAAGGAAGGGAGGAAGUUGUUGAUACAUUAUUAGAAAAUUCAGGGACUUCUGCUAAUGCAAGAGAUACUCAAGGAGGUACACCUUUGGGUUAUGCUUUAUGGCACGGUAUGCAUAAGGUAGCCGAAAAACUAGUAAAAUUGGGAGCAGGAGUUGCAGGAGAUGAAGGAGCUCUCCUAUUAAGAGAAGCAAUCGAACGAAAGAAAACCGAUGCUGCUCUAUUUAUUUUAAAAAAUGGCGCUCGUACAGAUAGUUUAGUUGUAUCCAAUUGCCUGGAAUUGGCGGUCAAGAAUGGCUUGAAAAUGGUUGUUGCUGAAUUAUGUAAAAGAGGUGUUGCCAAAGACGCUCCUGACUCUGAGGGUAAUAGACCAAUAUGGACUGCUUUAAAGAAAGGAUAUGAAGAUGUAGCCAAUGUACUAGUAGAAUCGGGAUGUGACGUUGACGGUUGGGACGUCGGUCCAUCUGGUUGUUUGCAAACACUGCUGCACAGAGCUAUAGAUGAGAGUGAUGAAAGGAUAGCCUGCUAUCUCAUCAACAAAGGUUGCGAUGUUGACUCCCCUAGGCGACCAGGUCCUAACGGGGAAGGAGAUGAAGAGGCCAGAGAUGGACAAAGACCGUUGCAUUUGGCAGCUAGCUGGGGAUUGCAAUUAAUAGUUGAAAGACUUGUAUCAUCUGGUAGGGUUGAUGUCAAUGGAAGAGACUCUGAUGGUCGAACGGCUCUACAUGUCGCAAUAGACAAUCAACAUGAAUCAAUCAUACAAAUGCUAAUGUCAAAUGCUCAAGCUCAAUUAAACCUCAGAAUCAAAGAUAGAAAAGGCAUGACACCAUUUGCUCUAGCCCUCCUACGGAAGAAUGAAAAAGUUGCUAGAGCAAUAGUCAGUCUGGAAAAGGGAGCCGCGGAAGAGAAAGAUAAUAAGGGAAAAACAUUCCUUCACAUAGCUGUUGAACAAAAUAGCGUUGAAACAGUAUUAUUCUUACUAGCCUUAGGAGUAAACGUCAAUAGUAAAGAUUCAAAUGGCCUCACUCCACUGCAUUAUGCAGUUAUUGCGAACAAUGAUAUGACUGUACGUAAUUUGAUUUUAGCAGGGACUGAUAUCAAUGAAAAAACUCCUCAAAAGCGAACUGCUUUACACAUUGCAGCCAAACAUGAUAGAGCAUCAAUUGCUUCAAUACUACUGGACAAUAAAAUCGAUUUUGAUGCUGUUGAUGACAGUCAAGCGAAUGCCCUUCACUUGGCUGUCCAAGAGGGUCAUGUUGACACUGUUAGAAUAUUAUUAACUCAAUCAACAAUAAAUGCGGAAGCGGUUAACAUGAAAGGACAGAAUCCCAUGCAUGUUCUCUGUUCCGCUUCUCCAGAAAGAGCCCCAGCUAUUUUUGAAAUAUUUAUCGAAAGCAUGCCACAUUAUCCUAUUGACAAACAGGAUGCCAACGGUAGUACUCCGCUGUUACUUGCCUAUAUUAAUGCCCAUGGUCAACUUGCUAGAUCCCUAGUAAGAGCUCACGCUCUUCUAGGGACCGCGAAUAAAGAUGGACUCUCAAUUUUUAAUGCACCUGUUGCUUCGAAAUCGUUACUAAACAAAUUAUUAGAUAUGAUAUCGAAAGAGCCUGCAUGGACAGAGGGAGAUAGUUGCUUGGAAUGUGGAGUUAAAUUCGGGAUUGCCACAAGAAAGCAUCAUUGCCGCCAUUGUGGUCGUCUGGUCUGUUCGAAAUGUUCACCAAAUGAUAUGCCAAUUAUUAAGUUCAAUUUACACAAACCAGUUCGAGUUUGUCAAAUUUGUUUCGACGUUCUUAAUGGUUCUGUUUUGUAA